Messenger RNA from Apis laboriosa (Himalayan honeybee), 3505 nucleotides. RefSeq names its product thyrotropin-releasing hormone-degrading ectoenzyme-like. Gene Ontology annotation, molecular function: peptide binding; zinc ion binding; metalloaminopeptidase activity. The transcript is spliced from 17 exons. Gene Ontology annotation, cellular component: cytoplasm. NCBI's taxonomy places the organism in Eukaryota, Metazoa, Arthropoda, Insecta, Hymenoptera, Apidae. Bases 200 to 3451 code for a protein of 1083 amino acids. Gene Ontology annotation, biological process: proteolysis; peptide catabolic process. The record is from RefSeq and is a predicted model, not a curated record.
ACUGUAGCUAGAACUACUAAUUGCGUUGCACCUGUACGAACGAAGCGCGCCAUCGUGGGCAUAUAAUUUUAAUCUUGCUUUUCGGGACGACUCCUUUUUUCGCCACGGUUCCUCCCGCUUUCUUCCGUCCGCGAUUUGUUUUCACGUGUAACGAUAUCGUUCGUUGGUUUCGAGACCGAGGAAACCGGAAGUUGUUCACAUGAGCCGAGGAUCCAUUUCCAGUUGGCAGGAUUAUGGACGCAGAAAUUCUCAAAUUAUGCCACAAUUUAGUGGCGCUCCCGUGGAAUUUAUGACUAGCGAUGACAUCGAGUGUAAAAGAGGCGAUGGUUGGUUUUUAUCGUACACAAAGAUAGCGGGGAUCGUCGUAGUUUUUAUUAUCGGUGUCGUUGCCGCAGGAUUUCUUGGAUGGUACAUCAAUUCGUUACCCAAGAAAAAACCUUUCACGACUCUAGAUUUGCUCAACGAUGAAAUCGAGGAUACUGAGGGCGUCGGUGAAAAUGCGGUUUCACCUUUCAUUCAUCCCUUGAAAUAUCGUCUCGAAUUAACACCGAUUAUCGAUAUUAACGGUCCAUCAAGGGUAAUGGGCCGGAUGGUUAUCGAUUUUCUCGUAAACGAUACAGCGGGUUUAAAUAAAUUCUCUCUAAAUGCGAAGAACAUUACGGUGACGAGAUAUAAAUUAUCAUCGUUGGAUUUAGGAAAAAAGACGACGAGAAAAAGACGAAGAAGAAGACCCAAUGAUGUUGUUAAUGACAACGCGAUGUCUGGUAGUAGUGUAUAUUCCAUAGAAAAUGACGUCUUGGUAAGCUUGACGGAAAACGAAACGAUUCUGUACGAGAAAAAUAUUGAGCAUCUAUCGAAAAACGUGUCCUCCAUUGAAAAAACCAAGCUUUCCUCGUUAAAUUACGCCUCUGUUUCCAAUAUCGAUAAAAUUAAAAAUUCGAACGUGGAUGAUAAACAAUAUGAAUCCAUGAUGACAUCUGAUGACUCUUUCAAAAGUGUCUCAUCGAAUGAAAUACAGAUUGCAGAAUACAAUAUAGACGAGGAUAAAGAAGUUCACACAAUUCAAUUAAAAACUCGGAUAUAUCAAGGAGUUUAUUCAUUUGAGAUCGAAUACGAGGCGUUAAUCGACGAAAAUGUAUUCUUCAUCGCAAAUUAUAGCACAUCUGGCGAAGAGAGUCCACGUUUUCACAGCAGAUGGUUAAUGGGGACGAAAUUGAAACACUCCGGUGCUCGAUGUCUUUUCCCAGUUUUCGACGAUACCGUGCACAAGUCAGUUUUCUCGGUAUCCAUAACACGUUCCAAAGAAAUGAUAGUCCUCUCAAAUAUGCCCCUCAGGACUUUAAGGGAUGUGACAAAUACUUUAAUGGCAGUUAAUAUUUUUGACGAUUCUCCGCCUAUGUCUCCGCAUAAUUUGGCCUUUAUAAUGGGUCAUAUCGAGACUAUAAACGCGACGUUUGUAGGAGACACUGAAGUCUUGGCAACGUUCUGGUGUGAUUCGAACAGAAGCUCACAAGAGACUUAUUUAAUCGACAAACUGAACACAGUUGUCGUUAACUUAAUCGACGUAUUUUCGACGUCUUAUCCCUUGCCUAAGAUAGAUAUAGUAAGCCUUCCUCCAGGGAUUGACGAGAAUAUCGGAAGUUUGGGAUUAAUUGCACUGAAGCAGUCGAUAUUCUAUACGACCGAUGAAUCGCCACUAGUCACGAAGAACAACGCUCUGAAGAUUCUAGUCACCUUAAUGGGGCAGCAAUGGCUCGACGAAUUUAUGAAUGCGAAUCGAACGGAUGCUUGGAUCUUCGAAAGUUUUCUCAUAUACAUCCAGCACGAGAUCGUUCCAAAGAUAGAUUCGUCAUUGGGCUUGAGCAAUUCUUUCAUCGUGGAUGUCGAGUUUCAAGUGAUGGACACCGACGGGUACAGCAUCUCGAGGCCUCUUCACGAGAACAUCAAUUAUCAUCUGUUGCAGAAUUUUAACGACGAACACGCGAAAGGUGCAUGCCUGAUACGCAUGUUGCAUGGCGCGAUAAACGAUACCGACUUUAGGAACAACUACAAGAAACUGAUAAACAGGUGGAAAUAUAACAGCACGGAUGUAGCCGAUUUCGUGAAUAUUCUAGCGGAAGAUGCGAUUAAAUUUCCAUUUGAAGUCUCGUUGGAAGAAACAAUAAAUUCUUGGAUCUUUCAAGGUGGAUAUCCACUCGUAACUGUUAUAAGAAAUUACGAAGAAGAAUCCGCCAUCAUUUAUCAGGAACAAUUUGCAAUCGAUCGACCAUCAGAAAGUGUUUCCAAAUUCUGGAAUAUUCCAUUGAAUUACGUUAAUGAAGACGGGGAUUGGUCGAAUCCAAUAAAAAUAUGUUUUCCAUCUGAGCCUAAAAUCGAUUUGCAUGAUAUUGGUUCCAACGAGUCUUGGAUUCUUUUUAACAUAAAUAAGACUGGAUAUUAUCGUGUUCAUUACGACGAAAGAAAUUGGAUGCUGUUAAAAAUGGCUUUUUCGAAAAAUCACGAAUCGUUCCCACCGGAAACAAGAGCCUCGAUCAUAGACGAUAUUUUUAAUCUAGCUGCGAUAGGUUUAAUAAAAUACGAGACCACCUUCGAUUUUAUUAAAUAUAUGCAAAUGAAAGAGAGGCAUUAUUUACCAUGGAACGCGCUUAUGAGACACUUGUUCAAAUUAAAUAGGCUUUUAUAUGAAACUUCGAUCUUCAAUGAUUUCCAGGAAUUUGUAGUGAGAUUCGUGUCUCCGUUGUACAAUGAAGUAGGAUCAAUGUUGCAGCAAGGCUCGCAUUUGACAAUGAUUGCUAUAAAAUUAGCAUGCACGUUCGAGCAUACGAAAUGUUUAGAUUGGUCGAGAAACAUUUUCGAAAAUGCCAAGUCCAAUAACGAGAUCCAAGAAAUAAUCCCUUCUUACAUUCGCGAAACGUUUUAUUGUACUAUCGCUCGUUACGGCACAAAAAAGGAAUGGAACUAUUUCACGGAAAAAUUAUUUUCCACAGUCGAUGAGGAGGAAAAGAAACGUUUGUUAUCGUCGUUCUCUUGUUUCCAAGCUUCUUGGAUUUUACAAUCUAUUUUCAACGAAAUACUUCAUGCGGAACGAUUCAAAGAGGACGAAAUAUCAGUAAUUUUAAAGGCAUUUCCACAAAAUCCUGCCGCGGCUCAAGUUGCAUCUCGAUUCGUUCGAGCAAAUUGGCAGGAAAUUGCGCAGAGGUUUUCAGGAUCUUAUACGAUUCUAAAAUAUUUCGUACUAUCUAUGGUUAAUGGAUUAACUACCGAACAGGAUUUGGAGGACCUUCAAAUAUUCAGAGAGAACCAUUACGACAGUAUGAAGGGAACGAGAUACGCUGCUGCGCUUGUCGAAGCAAAUGGAAAUUUUGUAAGAAUAUGGUUCAAGAAUUCUUUACCUCAAAUUGAAAAUAUAUUAAAAGAAGAAAUGCAAAAAAAUUCCAGUUUAAUUGUAUGAACAGUACUGCGUAAAAUACGAAAAUAAAUAUUUCCAAGAAUUUUAUUUCGUAAA